This is a messenger RNA of Oncorhynchus masou masou (cherry salmon), 2039 nucleotides long. Its product is annotated as myelin proteolipid protein-like. The transcript is spliced from 7 exons. Gene Ontology annotation, cellular component: plasma membrane; myelin sheath. Gene Ontology annotation, molecular function: structural constituent of myelin sheath. The coding region runs from base 210 to 986 and encodes 258 amino acids. NCBI's taxonomy places the organism in Eukaryota, Metazoa, Chordata, Actinopteri, Salmoniformes, Salmonidae. The record is from RefSeq and is a predicted model, not a curated record. Gene Ontology annotation, biological process: axon development; central nervous system myelination.
GUGGUUGGUGGAGAAAGAGGGAUGAACUCUGGAGAGUAGAGGGGCUGAGCUGUGAGGUGUUGGCUGGAGCUGAGGAGCUUUUACACACGGAUGAAACCAUUGCAGACAGAGCCGUUUUUUGGUUAAAAUAUCCUGCAGCUGAGCCUUUAGCAUCACUGAUUCAUAAACUCUUUGCUUGUUGUUGAGGAGCACAAGAUCGAAAGGAACAGAUGUUUCCGGUCAGACAGCCUUGGCUUUGCAAAGCCCUAGGUUGUUAUGAUUGCUGUAUCCGAUGCCUGGGGGCAGUGCCCUACCCCUCCCUGGUUUCCACUCUGCUCUGCUUCACCGGCAUGGCGCUGUUCUGUGGCUGCGGGCACGAGGCACUGGCAAACACCGAGGUGCUUGUCGAGACUUACUUCGCUCGUAACAUACAAGACUAUGUUAUCCUGGCCUCGUUUAUCAAGUACUUCCAGUACGUGAUCUAUGGCCUGGCCUCUUUCUUCUUCCUCUACUGCAUCCUGCUGCUUGCCGAGGGAUUCUACACCACCAGCGCUGUCAAGCAGACCUUCGGAGAGUUCCGGAGCACCAGAUGUGGCCGCUGCCUUAGUCUGACGUUCAUCAUUGUGACAUACGUCCUGGCAGUGAUCUGGCUGGCGGUGUUUGCCUUCACAGCCAUACCCGUCUUCUUCUUCUUUAAUAUGGCACAGACCUGCCACAACAUCAACAUCCUGGCUGAGACGACACCCAGCAUCAGCCAGCACAGCUGGGUCUGCAUGGAUGCUCGACAGUAUGGUCUGCUGCCUUGGAAUGCAAUGCCAGGGAAAGCUUGUGGAAUGACUUUGGCAUCCAUUUGCAAAACAAAAGAGUUCUUUGUCACCUAUGACCUAUACAUCGCUGCCUUUGCUGGUGCAGGGAUUGCUCUCUUGGCUCUGUUUCUGUAUGUGGUAGCUACCACCUAUAACUAUGCAGUGCUGCGGUUCCUGGGCAGAAAAGGGCUGCGCUGUUAAAAAUGGUGCCCUGUCACGUCUUCAUCCGCCCAUAGACUGGGCCUGAGGAGAGCCGUUACACAUCACUACACCACUGAACAUUCAUCCAUCCCCUCAGACACGCCUGCAGCCUGAUUCCCCUACCUACUGCUGGCUGCUUCCCUGGAGGGCUCUGCUAACUGACACAUGGUUCAUCUUGACCAUCUGAUUUAUCACUUCAACAACAGCAUAAGAGAUGAAUAGAACUCCUGGGCAUCAUAACUUCAAGCCCCUCCCCCUGGGCAUCAUAACUUCAAGCCCCUCCCCCUGGUCAUCAUAACUUCAAGCCCCUCCCCCUGGUCAUCAUAACUUCGAGCCCCUCCCCCUGGUCAUCAUAACUUCGAGCCCCUCCCAUCCUCCUGCUCACCAGUCUUAUCCCCUCAUUUCUCAGUCCAGGAAGAUGACUCUCUGAUGUCUGUUGCUCAUUUUCUUUUACAUUGGAUGUAGCGUCUCUGGUUUUGGUUUGCAAUUAUACUUUUUUUGCUUUUAUAAAGUGUCCCUGACAUGACUGUCAGAUUGUGUUAUGUGGACUCCAUUCAGCCCUCUAAAUCUGAGUGACUGAAAGAGAUGACUGCUCUCCAUGCUUAUCAGAACUAAGAAUUACACCCCACUCCCCUCGCUUACUGAUAUCUAUAUAGAUAGUGAACAUGAUCUGCUUUUGCAUGAUCUGCUUUUGCUUUAGAUUGUGUAUGUAAAUGAGCUGUCCGUUACUGUAACCAAAGCAAACAGCUGAAUGUGCCAAAGUGCUGUACAUUCAAGUGAAAUGUGAGAGUCUCUCUUGUCUAAGUGUGUCAAAGGACUUAUGGCAUCUUUUUUUGCACUCACUCCUGAUGUAUAAGUAUGUAUUGUUUGUCCUUUUAAAUGAUUACCGUGUGGAGGGUGAAAGGAAACCCAAUUCUGUGGAGGUGCUAAAGUUCUAAGAUAACUCGUUUUCAUUCUCCACAUGUAUUAAUGCUCUCUGCUUUUAAACCACAGGGUUGCUGUGUUGAUUUUGAAUUGAGCAAUUAAACUUAAUCAAAGCCAUUUUAAACCCAA